ACACACCUGAAUUAAAAUAUGUAUAAGCAAACAAAGAGCAAAACACAGAUCACACAACAUAAUUGUUUACUUAUUUAAACAGGAACAAGCUAAGAUGUAGCCAAAUAUUCACAUAAUCAAAUAUUCAGCACAAAUGAAAAUUAAGAAUCGGUUGUUACUCAUGCUCAUUUAUCAACCAUUUUUCUUCAUAUUGAAUUUGGGAGAGCUCUGGGAACCAAUAGAGGACAUAAUGAAUACCUUCGUUUGAUACACAAGCACUUCAGUGGCUGCCCAUCAGAAAUGCAACCUGUAAUACUUUAACAUCUGUCCCCUUUUUUGCACCUCAUUCACAAAGGCACACAUACACCCACUGGCACCCACACCCACGCACGUAUAAAAGGCCAUGUUGGCCAUUGCAUAGAGAUUUUUCCUCUGUGUUGGUAGUGUACACGUACAGGGGCUUGUGGGCAGAACUGAUCUCAUAAGAGUCGAAAAGGCAGUCUCUGACUUUUAAUCACACUUUACACCAAAGACCGGCCACGAGUCAGAGAACAGUCUUUAAAUUGACACUCCACGGCAGGUGAGACACUCGGGUCACACAGUCGGUGGGUUCCAGUAAGAUAAACAUCCUCAGUGAUGUCAGCAUCGGGUGAUCCGACAAGGCUGUUAGAAGCUGAGAAGGUUAAGGAGCUGGUGACAGCAUGACUGAGAAGCAAACUCGGGACUAAUAUCUGACUACCUACUGUAGAUACCACAUACAGGACAAAAAACAGGUGCGUAUUGCUCAAAACCAGAAAGUCGUGCACCUGGCCGAGGCUGACGAACAUGGAGUCCGCUUUCUCAAGAGUGAGAUGGGAAUCUGACGUGGAGGAGGAGAUGUCUCCCAGAGGUCUGGCCAUGCGUCGCAAACGAGAAUUCAUCCCGGAGGAGAAGAAAGACGCGAUGUACUGGGAGAAACGGCGCAAGAACAACGAAGCGGCCAAACGUUCGCGAGAGAAACGAAGGGUCAGCGACUACAUGUUGGAGACGCGGUUGGUUUCGUUGAGCGAGGAAAACGCUCGGUUGCGAGCAGAGCUGUUGGCUCUGAAGCUUCAGUGCGGAGUGCUGAAUCCCAGGUCACCUUACUCCUCACCUCAGAGGGCCCGGUCUCAUACGUUUCCUACCUUGGCUCCACAAUCUCUGGUUUCUUGCUCAGACAAAGAUUUCUAUUGGGGUAAAAGACAAGAUAGGGAGUCUUCCAACCUUUCUGGAAACCAGCAACCACCCGUGUGUCUCGGUACCCACCCUGGGUCGGCAUUUCUGCCCACGCACCCCGUGGCUAUACGAAGAAAUUACCCAUACUUACUAGACCUCCCCAACCUCCAUUCUCCAACAACAGCACCUUUACUCUUUUCUCCACACCUCGCUCCGCCAACCGGUCAUUGGGCGGGGCGACCCCUGCUUCAUCCAGCGAAUCACAGGAUCUUGUCUGACGAGGAGGGUGAACAGCAGGUGCCGGCGGAUUGUACUGCCGCGCUACCUCACAAACUCAGAUUGAAGAUGCAACGCACAGACAAUGGUGCUAAAUCUGCUUCGCCGACCCCAGUGUAUGUAUCAGAUUGAAAAGCAAAACUGAAAAAAAGUCAUGUUUACGCUUUUGCAUUAUUGGCUUGUUUUGUAGUAAAAAUAUCGGAACAUUUCUAUUCAAGAUGCGUUCGGGUAGUUGACAAAUAUACAUUGCAUGUGUCUUAUGGUGUGAUUUAGCAAAAAUUUAGAAAGCAAACUGUUAAUAAUAUAUUAAUUUAUAUUAUUAAUAUUUAUAUUAUUAUAAAAAAUAGCAUACGAGAGACUUAUCCUCACAGGGUUUUAUUUCAAAAUGUUUGCUGUCACAUCAUAGGACAGAUUUACACAAUUAUUUGUCAACUACUCAUUUUCAUCAUAUAAGACGUGAAAUGAUGUGAUAUUCCCAGAUAGCACUGGUACGUCUGUAAGAUGUCUUCUAACGAUCUGGAAAACAUCUGCGGUUUAAAAACGUCUGAUAAACAUCUUAGAAAAAGCUGUUUUAUAUAUUAUAAAUCAUAAACAUCUUUCAAACAUCUUCUAGAUGUCUAUAUGACAUCUGACAGGAAACGUCCCAGAGACGUUUGAUUGCGAACAAUCAAAAAAAUACGCCUUGCAGAUGUACAGUAAAUGCAGACAUCAAAUAGACGUCUCCAAGAUGUGUGCUAUCAGGGAUUGUUUGCAAAGAGAUCCAACAAAAUGUAGCAAGGAUUACUCUUAAAGCAUUCAAUAAAAACUGGUAAAACAUAGUUUAGUAAAACAAUAUCAAAUAGUUUUAAUUGCUGUUAAGCAUCAUCAUCACUAAAUUUAACAUUUUCCCAGUGAAGCAGGAGACUCGUGGCUAAAACGACUCACUAGUCAUAAUAAUAGUCAAUAAUGUCAAUAAUGAGUCAUUUGUUGUAAUCACGUCAUGUCUUUAUUUUCCAGCCAAGCUGAUUCACUGUUGUGUUGCUUAUCAAAAAUAUUUGCGAAAGAUCCAACUGAAGUCACACAGACAUUGAAAUGGUUAUUUUUGAUGCCUCAAAGAGUCAGGUUGUCCUCAUUUAUAAUGGUUGCUACUCUCAGCUGAUACAAAUUGUUUGUACGUUUCUUCCAGAACAUAAGUGUGUUUCUAAGUUACCUAAUAUUUCAUAAAUAAUCAAACAGUUAUCUCUCAGGUAAAUCUACGCAAAUAUGUUCAUGAUCAUUUUAGUUAUUGAGCUAUUUUUGGAAAAACUCACCAUGGUUUCCAGAUGGAGUUCUGUUGACCAUCUCUUUUCUCUUGUUGGAUGUUGGAAAGCAUUUGUUGCGCAGGUGGAUGCAGCAUGUUUGUCAUUUUAUAAGACUUCCAUUUUGUCUUAUCCAUUUGGCUGUGUCAUGUGACAUUUCAAUCAUGUGACAUCACAUUUGACUCGAGAAUUAGCUGUGUUUUAAACAGCAUACUUAUAUAAAAUAUGACUUUUCUUCACAGUACAUACAGUAUGCUUACAUGCAUGUAUUGGGCACAUAGUAAGCUAGUGUUUUAUUCCAAACAUAUCCAGUGUCUUGGUCAACAUGGCUCCAUUUGCCCCUGCUGGUGAGUGUCAGAACUACACCACCUGGUUCUCAUCGAUAAACUUGUUCAAGUGCUUAAAAAUCUGAAACUUUAAAAAAGCUGGGUUGUUUCAAUCCAUGGUUGGCUAAAAUAUGCACAAAUGCACUUGCUGGUUUAAAUUAAGCUAGAGCCAACCAUGAGUUUAAAAAAACGUAGUGACAUCCAGAGCAGACAUUCAGUAGGACUACGAGUGUUUUCUAGGUAUCAAACCCAUGAACAUAAUAGUGUUGCUAAUGCAUUUCACAGAAUUAACAGCUGAGCUACACAUAUACAUAAAGCACAUGUACUGUACAUAAAGUGCUACUGAAGUUCAUUUGCUGUAAGCUUCAAUUCUGUUUGAUUGUGUGUCGUUUUCUUAUCACACAAUGCGUAUAUUCACAAUAAGUGUUUAUUGAUGACGCUUUGUUCAAAUUGUGCUGCCUUAAUAUCAGAUUGAGUGGCAAGUCAUUUAAGCAUUGCCUUUUAUCUUUCUUUAUUGACACAAUGACGAUUCUUGUUUGUGGUAUAUUACCUCUUAUUCCGGUUUUCUCUGGUAAUCAUUCUCUGCAAAGAUGCUUUGAAACGAUAUGCAUGUGAGAAGCGUUAUACAAAUAAAUGUGAAUUGUUUGUGAGGUAUCAUCAGGCAUUGUGAAAUAUAUCUUUGUAUUUGUAUAUUAGGGGCUGUUUUUAAUGACUAGCCUACUUGAAUAGACAAUAGUCAUUUGAACUUGGUCAUAAGAGUCUUAUUUUCAGGUUAGUCAGGUUGCAAUAUGCUACUAGAUAGAUCUUCAUUUUAUACAAUGAACCACAGAUUGUUUAUUCCCAUGUAUUAUGCAGUGUGCUUGUUUUGCAUUUAUAUACAGUACAUUCUGAAUAAUGACUUCAUAUGCCAACUGUAUGCAUGUUAACUACAACUGUUGACAAGUCAUUAGCUCUGGUGCUAAUUAUCAGGGAUAUCUGAAAUUCAUAUUAAAUAACAUUUGCAUAUUCACUUUUGAAUUCAAAUCAGCUUUGCUUACAGAAUGAAUUUUUGCGAAUUUAAGAUCCAUGACUCAUAUACUGUAAAACAAUCAAAUGUGAUACUAUUAAAUGUAAACGUAUUUACAAUUUGCAAUAAUUUGUAGUCACACGUUUGUUUUAUUGACGUUCUUUUUGUAACUUUUA
Molecule: messenger RNA, 4234 nt
Organism: Triplophysa rosa
Lineage: Eukaryota; Metazoa; Chordata; Actinopteri; Cypriniformes; Nemacheilidae
Gene: nfil3-4
Product: nuclear factor, interleukin 3 regulated, member 4
Exons: 2
Coding region: 805-1581 (258 amino acids)
Biological process (GO): regulation of DNA-templated transcription; circadian rhythm
Cellular component (GO): nucleus
Molecular function (GO): DNA binding; DNA-binding transcription factor activity
Source: RefSeq, a predicted model, not a curated record